Messenger RNA from Entamoeba invadens IP1, 870 nucleotides. RefSeq lists its product as hypothetical. The coding region runs from base 1 to 870 and encodes 289 amino acids. The transcript has a single exon. NCBI's taxonomy places the organism in Eukaryota, Evosea, Mastigamoebida, Endamoebidae. The record is from RefSeq and is a predicted model, not a curated record.
AUGAUGUCUAUAAAAGGAACUUAUAAUAUAAAAAUGAAAAUUGAAAUUCAGUCAUUUGUGAAUAACGGCAUCGUCAAUUUUUCAAAUUCCUUAGCACCCGAAAAAACAGUAAUUGACCCAGAAAACAUACUUCCCAAAACCGAGUGUUCAAAAGCAACAAAUAUAACGACUGAUCUCAUCACUUUUGGAAAAUCAUUUGAGAACAUUAUGUCCAAAGAAAUUUCAACGAAUUUGCAACCGUCGAAUUCUGUUCAUUUAGUUGAAAAUAUGCAAACAAUUGAUUUCAAUAAAUUCAACAGAUGGUCUUCUGUGUUUUAUUCAAGAAUGUCCGAAGAAUCACCACUGUCAAGUUUGUACGACAACUUACAGAAGAAGUUUGAGUUCAAAACAUGUCAAGUUGUGUUUGACUCAACGCGAACACCACUCUUCUCAAACAUAAUUUUUUCAUUAGUCACUGGAAGAGAAAAAGUGUUGGUUGUUGCCUUCUCACAAAAAAAUUGUAUUGCGUUGUACCAUCCACAACAAAUCAUUUCCGCGAAUAAUGCCGUGAACUCCGACUUCCGAAUUGCUUUUGGCGAUUCGACUUCGUUGUCAGAAAAGUUUGGUCCAAACUCAACUGCACUCAGAGAUAAUAAACUUGGUACAACGUGGUUCAACAACGGAAAUAUUCUCAUUAAAAUAGGCGACGUUUUUGAACUCACUGAGUCGAAAGGAUGUCGUUUUACGUCGUUCAACGACUUGGUAGUUCCACAACAAAACAUUGAUUUUGCUUUUGCAGCUGAUAAGAUUGUAAUUGUUCAGUGCUUAGAUUAUUUUGAUUUAGUUCACUUGGUUAUAAAUUGUUCUAUUCUCAUUGAAUUUAUGUGGUAA